Letharia columbiana is the source of this 1383-nucleotide messenger RNA. RefSeq lists its product as uncharacterized. NCBI's taxonomy places the organism in Eukaryota, Fungi, Ascomycota, Lecanoromycetes, Lecanorales, Parmeliaceae. The transcript has 2 exons. The record is from RefSeq and is a predicted model, not a curated record. Bases 1 to 1383 code for a protein of 460 amino acids. Gene Ontology annotation, molecular function: monoacylglycerol lipase activity.
AUGGAGGAGGCCGAGCGGAUAACAAACGAUGGACCCCCGACGGCCGACCAUCUUUGUGUGCUCAUUCAUGGGCUCUGGGGCAACCCAAUUCAUCUAUCCUACCUCGCAUCUUCUCUCCGCGACAAACACUCGGAGGAGAAGCUGCAUAUACUGGUAUCGAAGACAAAUUCAAACACCUUCACCUACGAUGGAAUCGAUUUGGGAGCCGAGCGGGUAACACAGGAAAUCGAGACUUAUAUCCAAGGCUUGGAGAAGAACGGCAGCGAAAUCAAGAAACUCAGUAUUGUUGGCUAUUCGCUAGGUGGACUAGUUGCGAGAUAUACCAUCGGACUGCUCUACUCAAAAGGCUGGUUCGAUAGAAUCAAGCCUGUCAACUUUACUACUUUCGCCACGCCUCAUCUCGGGGUGAAAACGCCGCUGCUCGGGGUCCAACACACAGUUUUCAAUUUUCUAGGAUCCCGGACACUGUCAACAUCCGGCCGCCAAUUAUUCACAAUUGACACCUUCCGUGACACAAACCGCCCCAUCCUCUCUGUUCUUGCAGACCCUCGGAGCAUCUUCAUGCUUGCGCUUGCACAAUUCAGCCACCGCGUUCUCUACGCGAAUAUAAUCAACGACCGGUCUGCGCCCUAUUAUACCACGAGUAUCUCCGCUACAGACCCUUACACCAACCUUGACGCAGUCUCUAUCAAUUAUCUACCCGACUAUGCCCCAAAUAUCAUCGACCCCGUCGAUCCCGUUCACUUAAAACCUCCGGAGAUUCAGCCACCAUUUUUCGCUCGCAUUGCAAGCAGCAGCCAGAGUCUCCUCACAAGUGUCCCAGUCUUCGCGCUUCUCUCUGUUAUGAUACCCGUUGGCUCUGUCGUUUUCCUAAUCAAUUCAGGUAUACAACAAAUUCGAAGCCAAAAGCGCAUUCGGCUGCAUGAGGAAGGCAAAGCUGGUAUAGGCCUAGGAAGCUACAGGAUCCCCCUUUUGGUUGAAAAUGCGAGAAGUGCAAUGGAAGGCGCCUUCGAGAACAUGAAUGCCAGACAGGGCCAGCAAUACCUCCCAGGAACAGCAUCCGAUGAGAACCUUGAAGCCGAACUUUCCGAUAAACCGCAGCGAAAUGGGCAUGCAGAGAAGAAUUACCAAGCUGCGUCUCAAACAUCAUUGGACCUCGAACGCAUUUCGUCACGUCGAAGUGAGUUUCCGACCUUAGCCUUGACACCGCAACAGUUUGAAAUGGUCCGCGCAUUAGACCAGGUGGGCUUUCGAAAAUAUCGUGUACAUAUUCACGCAGUCCGGCACACCCAUGCAGCGAUCAUUGUGCGAAACCAGAAGCCUUCGUUGGAUGAAGGCAAGAUUGUGGUUCGCCAUUGGCUCGAUGAGGAGUUCGAGAUUUGA